UCCGCCUUCCCGCAGGGGCAGAGGGAGGAGCCGGCGGUUCGGGCGCCCGAGUCGCCGCAGCCGGGAGCAGGAAGGAGCGGGGCCGGCCGCUCGGACGCUGGGGCUCCUGCUGCUGACGGCAGGAGCCGGGCCAUGGGGCGGAAGCGGCUCAUCACCGACUCCUUCCCGGUGCUGCGGCGGCGGCCGCCGGGGCACGCCGAGGCCAAGGGGCGCCGCGGGACCCGGCGGGAGGAGACACCGGCGGCAGCAGCCCCCUGCCCGGACCCGGCCGUCCUGGACAUGCUGCGCCACUUCGACCUCUGCUGGGAGUAUGGCCCCUGCACAGGCAUCACCCGGCUGCAGCGAUGGGAGCGGGCACAGGCUCUGGGGCUGAACCCCCCGGCCUACGUGCGUGAUGCCCUUCUCAAGCACCAGGACGACCCUGCUGUCACAUAUAGGAGAUCAGCAUCCUGCCAGCCUAGCAGUGUGCCCAGAGCGCACAGGGCCCCCAGGAUGGCAGCACCUUGCCUAAUGUCCCAAGCUGCCUGCCAGGAGGAAGAAGGCACCUGGAGAGGACUCCUCUGAGCAUGGCUCUCAAGACCAUGGCACCGCACUCCAGCCAGCCAUGUCAUGGAAGCCACGGCACUUCAAACCACAGGAGAAGCCUUGCUGUCUCUGCUCUAAACCUCUGAAUCCAGUUUGGUGCCAUGCUGUCACUGCACCCAAUGGUUGCUAAUACCACAGCCAAACUCCCUCUGCCUUGGCCUGCAGAGUGUAGGUCUGUGUUUUUUCUCAGCUGUCUCUGUACGGUUGGGCAGAGACAACUCCCUCCUGGCCAGCCUAGCAAUGACUGUCACAAAACCUACUGGAACAUGGUCUGUUGGAGGCCAGGAGCCGGGUUUAUGCUGGGGGUGGGGAGUGAGGAGGGAGGAGAAUGACGGAUGUUUCUGGUUGUUCAGCAUGGCAAAGGGUUAGGAGAGGGAGAUAAUAAAACUCACAUGAAGAGCACCCAAA
Rhea pennata is the source of this 993-nucleotide messenger RNA. RefSeq names its product DNA polymerase delta 4, accessory subunit (gene POLD4). Gene Ontology annotation, molecular function: DNA-directed DNA polymerase activity. The transcript has 5 exons. Bases 133 to 564 code for a protein of 143 amino acids. Gene Ontology annotation, cellular component: delta DNA polymerase complex. Gene Ontology annotation, biological process: DNA synthesis involved in DNA repair; DNA-templated DNA replication. Lineage: Eukaryota; Metazoa; Chordata; Aves; Rheiformes; Rheidae. The record is from RefSeq and is a predicted model, not a curated record.